AUGGCACCUGUUAAUCAAGGACGUAAACUGAAAGAUUCAUCGAAUGAUACAAGAAGUUCUCUUCAAUAUCAUAAAUCAUAUUUUGAUAUUGAAACAUGUGAUAAUAAUCGUUGUCGAUUACCUUAUUGUUAUUGUUCAAAUCAAACUAUACCAGGUGAUUUAACAAUACGUAAUACUCCACAAUUCAUUGCAAUAACAAUAAAUGGACCAAUAGAUGAUAAAACAUAUAAAUUAUUGAAAGAGAUAUUUUUUUCAAACAAAUAUUAUAAUCCAGAUGGUUGUUCUAUUAGUGGUACUAUUUUUCUUAAAAGUCAUAUUGAAACAAAUUAUUGUUUAGUUCGAAAAGUUCUAGAAUAUGGAAAUAUUGAAUUAAGUAUAUCAUCAAAUUCAAGCGAAUGUCCAACUGUUGAUUGUCGUAUAAAAGAAAAACAUGAUAAAAGUCCAUAUGUACCUUGGCGUUCAUAUCGUUUUUAUAAUGAAACAAUUGAUUAUCGUCGUAGAAUUGCUAAAUUAACUGGUCUUCAUUCAUCAUCAAUUGUUGGUUAUCGUUCACCUAACUAUGAAAUAAAUAAUAAUCAACUUCAUUGGCAUAUUUUACGAGAACAUAAAUUUUUAUAUGAUUCAACAUUAAUAACACAAGAAUGGGAUGUACCAUAUUAUAAUCAACAACAACCAACAUCAUUAACAUGGCCACAUACAAUGGAUUUUGCAGCUAAUUAUGAUUGUUCACAAAGUUGUUAUACACAAUCAUUUCCUGGACUUUGGACAAUUCCAAUACAUAUGUAUCAAGAUUUACAAGGACGAAAUUGUACAACAAUUAGUAGUAGUUAUUGUCAUAUAUUACCUAGAAAAGAUAAAUUUUUUCAAUAUCUUAAAUAUAAUCUUAAUCGUCAUUUACAUUCAAAUCAUGCACCAUUUAUAAUGGCAUUUGAUAAUUAUUGGUUAAAUGAACCAUAUACAUUAUGGAGAAUAGAAGGAUUAAAAUUAUUUAUUGAACAUACAUUACAUUAUCAUUCAAAUGAUGUUUAUUUUGUACGUAUUAUUGAUAUUAUUAAUUGGAUGAAACAACCAAUUGGACUUGAACAAAUGAAACAAAAAUAUUUAUCAAAUAUAGGAAUAAAAUCUAUUUGUAAUCAAAAAAUUAAUAUUGACAAUGAUCAAGAAUGUUUUAAUGAAAAACAAAUAGAAACUUGGAAAUCUAAUAUGAUAACAAAUAGUCAAUCAUUAUUAAAUUUGUUUGAUACUGUUGCAGAACCAUUAUUUCGUUCAAAUAUUGUUUUUUAUUCAGCAAUUGGCUUUUGUAGUUUUGUUAUUUUAACUUUUAUAUAUGAUCGAUUUUAUAUUUCUUAG
Molecule: messenger RNA, 1350 nt
Organism: Rotaria sp. Silwood1
Lineage: Eukaryota; Metazoa; Rotifera; Eurotatoria; Philodinida; Philodinidae
Source: the annotation of a GenBank genome assembly